GCGGGGACAAGGGCGGUUGAGAGUCCGAACCCGAAGAUCCAAGAAAGUUUGAUCAGGAGGCUUUAUUGUCUUUCAGGUUCAGAGAGGGAUUUCCCCGGCGGCGGCAGCUACGGGAGAGGGCUGUCGGUCAUGUCCCAGAGCCCCAAGCAGCUAGUCCCAGGCUUCCUACCAAGCAACGGGAAGGUGCCUGGACAGCAGCAGCCGGGGAACCUUGCAGGGCUGGCUCCCGUGAAGCAGGAGAAAGUGGAGGGCCCUAGGGCCAGUGGCAUGGAGAAAGGGCCCUCUGAAGAGGAGCCUGUGAAGAAGCGAGGUUGGCCUAAGGGCAAAAAGAGGAAGAAGAUUCUUCCCAAUGGGCCAAAGGCACCUGUCACAGGUUACGUUCGAUUCCUGAAUGAGCGGCGGGAGCAGAUCCGAACCUUGCAUCCAGACCUGCCCUUCCCUGAGAUCACCAAGAUGCUGGGGGCUGAGUGGAGCAAGCUACAGCCCACAGACAAGCAGCGCUACCUUGAUGAGGCAGAGAGGGAGAAGCAGCAGUACAUGAAGGAGCUUCGUGAAUACCAGCAGUCCGAGGCCUACAAGAUGUGUGCAGAGAAACUCCAGGAGAAGAAAGCCAAGAAAGAGGACCCAGGUGUUUCAGCCAUGAACACUCUCCUGAAUGGAUACAAGGGCGGGGACUUUGAUGGCUUCUCUACCUUUGAUGUCCCCAUCUUCACUGAGGAAUUCUUGGACCAGAACAAAGCCAGGGAAGCAGAGCUCCGGCGCCUGAGGAAGAUGAACGUGGCUUUCGAGGAGCAGAACGCGGUCCUCCAGCGUCACACGCAGAGCAUGAGCAAUGCCCGGGAGCGGCUGGAGCAGGAGGUGGCCAGGGAGGAGCGCCGGACCCUGGCCCUGCAGCAGCAGCUGCGAGCCGUCCGCCAGGCGCUUACGGCCAGCUUUGCUUCCUUGCCUGUGCCUGGCACUGGGGAAACCCCCACACUUAGUACCCUGGACUUCUAUAUGGCCAAGCUGCAUGGGGCCAUUGAAAGGGACCCCCUGCAGCACGAGAAGCUCAUUGUGCGCAUCAAGGAGAUCCUGUCUCGAAUAGCCAGUGAGCACUUGUGAGUAGUGGCCAGAGGAAGGGCCCCUGUGGAUCCAGAGCCAUCCUGGGGAAGAAUCGGUCCCAGCAAUCUAGUCUUGCCCCUUCCCCCCCCCCCCCCCCCCCAGCUCAUUGGGCAUCGCUCAGCCUUGGGCCACCCUGGAGCUUCUCCAGGGCCUGCCCAGCCCCACAGCUGAGGCAGGACCCAGGGCAAGGGGGUGGGGAGGUGCUUGCUGGGUUUGGGGGGGGGGCAGCCCCAGCCUCUGGAUCCUCCUGCCUCCCCCUGCCUUCUCCAGGGCUCAUGUCCCACCCCACCAGCCCCCAGGUUAAUCUCAAAGCUCCUCUAGCCUUUUUUCCUUUCCCCUGAAUGGGGCAGGGUCAAGAGAACGUGUGCCGUGUGUCACCCCCACAGCCCAGCGUAGGGGUGGUGCCCAUCGAGCACCCAUAACAGCAUGGGCAUAGACAGGACCCAUGGCACAUGCAGCCACUUCACACACAUACCACAGGCGGGAGCUGGCUCGUCUCCACGUCCUCUCCCACACUUUCUCUUUCCCUCCCUCACACUGACUCUGCUCCCCUUCUGAUAGCCCCUUCCCUCCCAGAAUGGGGGAUGGGGGAGGGGAGGGCCUGAGCCUCUCCUGGACCUAGGAUUUCCAGUGGCUCCCCAUGAUCUACCAGAUCAAGUCCUUCCCCAGGAUCCCCUCCUCCGGUCUCUUCCCCAGCAUACCUCCCCAUUGUAGAGGGAGCCAGGCAGCCUUCCUGGAAGCAGCAGCUGUGACUACAGUCACCAACUUUUUAAAUAAAAAUCCACUCAGCUCAAA
This is a messenger RNA of Dromiciops gliroides (monito del monte), 1896 nucleotides long. RefSeq names its product high mobility group 20B (gene HMG20B). The transcript is spliced from 10 exons. The coding region runs from base 130 to 1101 and encodes 323 amino acids. Gene Ontology annotation, biological process: regulation of gene expression. Gene Ontology annotation, cellular component: nucleus. The record is from RefSeq and is a predicted model, not a curated record. Lineage: Eukaryota; Metazoa; Chordata; Mammalia; Microbiotheria; Microbiotheriidae.